AUGGAAAGUUUGGAAGGAUACAAGUCAAUUAAUAAUUUAUUAAAAGAAUUAAAGCGUCCAUUUAAUGAAGAGGAGAUUGUUUAUAUAAUUCACAAAUUAGUAGAUGCUUUGGAAAACCUAAAAAAGUUCAGUAUUGUUAAUUAUAAUAUAACCUGUGAUAACAUCUUUUUAAACACAAAAAAUGGAGAUGUAAAGCUAGAUGCAGGUAGUUCAAAGUUUAUAAAUAGCCAGCAACAAUACACCUCAGAUACUCAAUUAUUAAACCAAAAUAUUAAAUCAAUUUUAGGUUAUUUAUUAGUAGAAAUAUCAGGAGGGCUUCAAAAUAAAUCAAAUAUACCAUAUGAAAUUCAAAACUUUAUUCAAUAUUGUUUUUUAUUUAGUUCCAGUGAAUUAAGUAGAAUAAACAUUUGUAAAGAGGUAAGCUUUAAAAUUUAA
This is a messenger RNA of Dictyostelium purpureum, 435 nucleotides long. RefSeq lists its product as uncharacterized. The transcript has a single exon. Bases 1 to 435 code for a protein of 144 amino acids. The record is from RefSeq and is a predicted model, not a curated record. NCBI's taxonomy places the organism in Eukaryota, Evosea, Eumycetozoa, Dictyosteliales, Dictyosteliaceae.